AUGAGUGGUCUCUCCAGGACAUCGCACUAUCCUCAAGUCAGAAAUCCCAAACUUCAGACGAUUGAGUGGGUGAAGCAGGAGCGAAUCACAUAUUUACGACUUUUUUCCUUAGAAAAAAUCUACUUUCCUCCUUCCGGUGAAAGACAGCUGCCCCAAGUUCCAAAAGUGCCGGUGUUUGAUGCUUCCGUCAACGAAGUUCCGAAGAAGCAUACGAAGCGACUGAUCGAGAUUCGCGGUCCCGAGCUAGUUCACACGAAGCUGAUUCAUCAGCAGUAUGGAGUUAGGGCUUUGGUCGGAGGAUUUAUGCAUUACCACAAUUUCGAAACUAUCAGAAAAAUGGUCAACUACUGGAUAAAAGAUGACAAAAAAUUCGCAAUAUGGAGGGUCGAUGCGCCUUGGCUUCCUCGAACUAAAGUACCACAAGGUCUGAAGCUGGGCGGAGGCAAACGAUCCAUUCACCACUACGUGACUCCAGUCCGCGCCAAGAGAAUUGUCAUGGAAUAUGGCGGUUUCGUUUCUUUUGAAGAGGUAUUGCUUUACUUUGCAGAUGUCUCGAUGAUGUAA
This is a messenger RNA of Soboliphyme baturini, 564 nucleotides long. The record is from the annotation of a GenBank genome assembly. Lineage: Eukaryota; Metazoa; Nematoda; Enoplea; Dioctophymatida; Soboliphymatidae.